AAAAUAUGUUGAAGAAGUUUAAUACCAUGUAUUCUCGCAAAAUUCUGACAGUUGAGUUAUCAUACAGACGGGGCGAUAAAAAUUAAAUUGCUAAAUUGGUUUUAUUCAACGAAUUUUGGAGGAUGACGUGUUUGUAAUACUGAUAUGCCGGUAUCAGGAAUUAUCGAGGUUGAGGAUAUAUAGGUUUGGAUUAAAUCAAUUGUCAUACAAAGUUCACCUGUUCAAUUUCACGACGAAAAUCAAAGGCGAAUCUGAGAUGUGAAUCUUGUGCUGAAGAGCUCUAUUUCCAAAUUCCCUGAAACUUUUUGAUGAAUAUUACAAGUACCAUGGAUGGAGAUCUGAAUAACCAAACAUCAACCACCAUCAGUGGAACAUUAACCACCAUUGAACCAAGUAGCAUAGCAGAUGUGGCGUGGUUUCGAGCGUUGAAAUAUACAUUGUAUGGAUUAAUAUUCCUCAUAAGUAUGCCAGGAAAUAUUAUGGUCUGUUUAAUAAUAACUCGCCGAAGGAAAAUGAAGACUAUCACAAAUUUUCUCAUCCUAAACCUAGCUAUUUCCGAUGUUUUAUAUACGUUAUACGUUCCUUUGGAUAUUGUCAUAACUGAAACAACAACAUGGCCGUUUGCACAUUUCUUUUGUAACCUAUUGUAUCCACUUAUGACAUUGUCUAUUUGUGUGUCUGCUUUCACAUUAAUGGCACUGGCCUUGUCUCGUUUUUGGGCCGUGGUUUUUCCUUUACGUCGUCAACUAUCUAUUGCUCAAGUUAAAGUAUCACUUGUAGUUAUUUGGUUGUUAGGGAUAGUUGUGGUGCUGCCCUAUGCAAUAUAUCUUAGAAUCACAAAGGAUCAUAUUUGUAAUGAAACCUGGCCAACUGAAAAUGCACGGAAAACAUACACCUUGGUCUUGUUUUUCGCACAAUUCGUCCUUCCACUUACUGCAAUUACUCUCGCGUACACAAUGGUUGGAAUUGAAUUAAAGAAAGGAAGUCACAGAAGUGAAAAUCGCAUCUUGGAACGAACAAGAAACGAGGAAUCAACUAAAGUAAUCCGAAUGUUGAUUGUCAUAACAGCAGCAUUUGCGUUUUGUAACUUGCCUACAUCAAUUUUGUGGCUGAUUAAAGACUUCGGUUCCGCAAAAUCAUCGCAAUUCGACGAUAUUAUUGUAUUUUUCAAUAUUUUGGAUUUUGGAAACGCAGCCGUAAACCCGUGUAUAUACCUUUCAUGUAACGAAGAUUUUCGACGAGAAUUUUGCCGUUAUCUCAGCAAAAUGAAAAUAAAACUAUUUUGGACAUCAGACAGGACUUUCUCCGCAGAUUCAGCCCCGAGUCAUGAAGGGCAUGAGACGGGUGAAGAACCAUGUCUUGAGAAAACAACAGUUGAUCCAUCUUCCUCGAUACUUUUAAAACAUGAAUCGUGUAUGUAAACAUAUUUUCACCGUUUAAAAACUGUGUAUAUUCAAUGAUCUGUUCAGACCUCCUGGAAUGAAAAUAAUUAAUCUUAAUUAUAUUCACAAAUCAAGUA
Molecule: messenger RNA, 1519 nt
Organism: Dendronephthya gigantea
Lineage: Eukaryota; Metazoa; Cnidaria; Anthozoa; Malacalcyonacea; Nephtheidae
Product: neuropeptide FF receptor 2-like
Exons: 3
Coding region: 309-1421 (370 amino acids)
Biological process (GO): neuropeptide signaling pathway
Cellular component (GO): membrane
Molecular function (GO): neuropeptide Y receptor activity
Source: RefSeq, a predicted model, not a curated record